Asparagus officinalis (garden asparagus) is the source of this 411-nucleotide messenger RNA. Its product is annotated as probable WRKY transcription factor 3. Lineage: Eukaryota; Viridiplantae; Streptophyta; Magnoliopsida; Asparagales; Asparagaceae. Gene Ontology annotation, biological process: regulation of DNA-templated transcription. The coding region runs from base 1 to 411 and encodes 136 amino acids. Gene Ontology annotation, molecular function: sequence-specific DNA binding; DNA-binding transcription factor activity. The record is from RefSeq and is a predicted model, not a curated record. The transcript has a single exon.
AUGACCCAUCAAGCACUUUUGGCCACAGUUACAGCUCAGGCACAGAUGCAACUUCAAGCAGCACGUCCUUCCUCAUCAGAAGCAUUGCCCGGUCCUUCACCAGAACCUGCAUCCAUCAACCUAGCGCCACUACAACAAAGGCCUUCACCAGUAUCUGAAGACAACAUCUCUACCCCAGAGCCAAUGCAACCUCCUCCAUCUGACCAUAAAUCUGAGGCUCAGUCCACUCAAAUUGUUGUGAAGACUAGCUCUAGUGAUGGAUAUAACUGGCGAAAGUAUGGUCAGAAGCAGGUUCAAAGUAGUGAUAGAUCACGAAGCUACUAUAAAUGUACCAAUGUGACCUGUUUUUCUAAGAAGAAGGUCAAGCGUUGCCCAGAUGGUCAAGAGACCAAAAUAAUUUACAGAGGUUAG